Aspergillus clavatus NRRL 1 is the source of this 1341-nucleotide messenger RNA. RefSeq lists its product as uncharacterized. Lineage: Eukaryota; Fungi; Ascomycota; Eurotiomycetes; Eurotiales; Aspergillaceae. Bases 1 to 1341 code for a protein of 446 amino acids. The transcript has 4 exons. The record is from RefSeq and is a predicted model, not a curated record.
AUGGGCCCGUACGUUCCUCCUGGACAGUCGCCGCCAUUCCAGGUGGUGGAUGACCUGCACCAUGGCGCCUGGAUCAUCAUAACGGCCGCCUUGGGAUUGGUGGUCUCCUUGGUCUGCCUAUUCAUUCGAGUCUAUGUGCGACUGGCACUUUGUCCUCCUUUCGCAUCUGAUGACUAUGUCUUGCUUGGAGCAACUCUUAUCGCAAUAAUACAAUCCUCACUUGUCUUUGAGGCUGCAUCGCAGGGGUUCGGGACAUCGAUCAAGCUGCUAGAACAAUAUCAAAUCGAUAAGAUCCAGACGGUAAGUAAAGCCCAGCUGCAAGUCGCAAGACCCAACGGUGCAUGUUUCCAUCUUUUAACACCACAAUUUCAGUUGAUCACAGUCAGCGAUGUUCUCUACCUUAUCACAAUCUAUGUCUCCAAGUGCUGUGUUGUAGGCAUUUACCUACGUCUCACCCCGCAGAAAGUCCACAAUCGAAUUUCAUGGGCUACUCUCGUCCUGUGCACCCUAUGGAUCAUUCCGAGUGCCUUCAUCCUCGCUAUUAACUGCGAGAUGAAUCGGCCUUGGACGACCUCAGGAGGGCAGUGCCGACAUCUGCUCGAACGAUGGGCAUUCAUCACGGCAAUGGACAUACUAACCGAACUAAUCCUCUUCGCUCUAGCAGUCACAUUGCUCCAGGGCCUCUUCAUGCCCGUCAGGCGCAAAUUCACCAUUGGCUCUGCUUUUUUCUUCAGGCUCCCCCUAAUCAUCUUCUCCGUCUUCCACAUAUACACCCUGAAGGGCCACUAUCAUUCCCCCGAUCCCACUCUCUCCGUCGUGACCUCCAAGAUCUGGUCCCAGGUCGAACUCAACUACGCCCUCACCGCGUGCAGCGUAUUCUGCCUGCGCCCUUUCAUGGCAGCCGUAAGCACCAACUACGGUACAGCCGGGGAUUCGAACCUGAAGAACAGCAAUGCCUCCGGCACGCCGAAGGGUGAUAGCUCCGCGUCCAAAUCCCAGGGCGGUUCUGCGUCUGCGCCACGGACAAGAGUCGGUCUCCCGGGAGAAGAGAGAAGGACAUGGCGGUCCUUGUGGUGGGAGCAGAUGAAGAAGGAGAAGAACCGGGGGGAUUGCGAGAAGGGGCACCAGGUGACAGGGGGUCUUGCUUCUGAUCAAGCGGCCACGGAAACCAUUGAACUGGUGGAACAACAGGGGAUAAUCACCGCGGAAUGUGCCAGGGGCUCCAAAAUGAUCAUCCGGAAGGAUGUCCAGUACUCGGUUGAAUAUAAUCGAAAGAAAUCGGAUGCAAGUCUGAGUACCGAAGCACAAGGUUGGGAUCGUUAUCUCGGUAGCGGUCCAUGA